Molecule: messenger RNA, 1527 nt
Organism: Paramecium tetraurelia
Lineage: Eukaryota; Ciliophora; Oligohymenophorea; Peniculida; Parameciidae
Exons: 5
Source: RefSeq, a predicted model, not a curated record
AUGAAAGCUGAUAGUUUUCACUCAGCAUUAUCAGAUAAGCAUGCUAAAUAUAAUUAGUUUAUAUGUUCAUAGCUUUUUGCAGGUUAUAAAGUUCGAAAUAAGGACUAAUUAAAAAAACAGCAUAUACUCUCCAACACAUCAGAUGAAUAAAAAAUGGUUAACAAUCUUACUGCUUCAUAAAGUUAUUUAAAUGCAAUGAAAGCAUUGUAGGAAAAGAUCAAAUAACUGGAAUUCGAGAACUUAAGUUUAUAGACUCUAGUGUCAUCAAAUGAUUACAAGAGUAUCCUUAAAUCUAAUGAGAGAAAGAUUAAGGAAUCAAGUGUGCAUUUAAAAACUAGUGAAAACAUAUAAAUUAAAGAACUUGAAUCCAAGUUAAUGCAACAGGAAUUUACAUCUAAAUUAAGGUUCGAGGAUUAUGAAUGCAAAAUAGAACAAUUACAGCAUAAUUUAUUGAGCAUUACAUAACAAGCCGAUCAAAGAAACAAGGAAUGCAUGGAAGAAAUCUAAAAUUUGUAAUUUUUUUGUUUUAAAUUAAGAAAUGAUUAGCUGAGUAAUUAAGAAGAAAAUAAUAUUAAUUUCAGAAACAAGGUUAACUCCUAUAAUUAAUUUCUAUUCCAAGAAAAAUAAAAUUAUUCAAAUUUAUAAUUCCUUUUUGAAUAAGAGAAAAAUGAGAAAAGAUUUUUGUUUGAAAAUAAUGAAAAAUUAUAGUAAGAAAUAUUAAAUUUGAAAGAAAAAUUAUUUGAAGCAGAACCUUAUAUAUAAUAAUAUACAGCUUAUUAUAAUGAUAAAAAGUUAAGAAAAUUGGAGAAUGAAAACAAUAAAUUAAAAUAUUAAAUAGAGCAUUUGAAAACGGAGAAUGAAUAACUUUAAAAAUCAAUCUAGAACUUGAAUUCAAAUUUAGAUUUAACAAAAAAAGAACUUGAAGAAUCGGAGUACACAAAAGUAAAGAAAUCUUCCGAAUCAAAUGUAAGAAUAGAGUAAUUAAAAUAAUAAUUAAUUACUUUGUCAUCAAAAUCUAAUCUAUCCACUCUAAGUCCAAGAAUAACUUAAAAAAAGAACAUUAAAUAAGUCUCAUCCAAAGAAAUGUCAAUAAAGGCAUAAAAAAUUAGAGAUCUAAGAUAAAUCAAAAGCAGAAGUCUAAAUAAAUUGAAUGAUCCUUAAUUUCUAACUCAAUCUUAAUCUAUGCAAAAUAAUAACUUUUAGAACUAAAAAUAAUAAGGGUAUGAUUCACAAAGUAGUGGAGUCAGUCGAUUGAUAGUAAAGACUUUAGAAGAGAAUUAUCCAUCUUAGGAAUACAAAAAUGCAGUUAUCAUUUGUGAUGAAAUUACUUAGACUGAUUAAUAAUUUUGUAGAAAACAAUAGAAAUAUCUCAGAGCAAUUUAAAGAAUUAAGUUUUUGGAUGAGCAAUUAGCUGCACUCAAUUUAUAAUACUAAGAUAUCGAAGAACAUGAAUAUUAAAAAAGAAAAGAGAUAGAAACUACUAGAGAUAAUCGAUUAAAUGUAAGAUGUUAACAAAGAAUUAAAUGA